Molecule: messenger RNA, 2253 nt
Organism: Nomia melanderi (Alkali bee)
Lineage: Eukaryota; Metazoa; Arthropoda; Insecta; Hymenoptera; Halictidae
Source: RefSeq, a predicted model, not a curated record
UAUUACGUAAUCAUCAUUCGUGAGUUCCGCACCUAUGUUUUUGACUUCAAUGAAACUCAUGAAACAAAUGAUGCAAAUAAAACGUAACGCAAUCUAAGACGCAUGUUAUUUCUUAAUUUUUAUAAUAACAUGAAUUUUCAUUUCAUCUUUGAAUUAUUUUCAUUUUUGAUAGUGCUUCCUAUGAUGAAAGGAUCUCAAGAAAUACUUGUUGAUUUUACAACUAUAAACAAUAUAAAUGAUUGGUUGGAAAUUUCUGACACUGUAAGAACAGUAGGAAUGUCAAAAGCUGUUUUGGUAUUGCAAACUACUCAAGUUUUUCAACGAGCCAUUUUUUUUACACUUUUAAAUCCACAAGCAAAUGGAGCUGGUUUUGCAGGAAUACGAAAAAGAACAAAUUUGAACUUAUCCAAUUUUAAGGGUAUUGAAAUAUUAUGUAGAGGACAAGGUAGCAAUGACCAUUACAAAAUUGUUCUACGACAUAAAAAUCUUCACACAGACAAAGAUAUAACAUAUGAACAAAUUUUUAUGGCACCAAUGUCAAAUACUACAUUUUCAACUGUAACAUUACUUCUGGAAAAUUUUAAAGCAUACUAUCGUGGACGAGAAAUAUCUGAUGCAGAACCAUUAGAUACUGGAAAUAUUACAAUGCUUGGUUUACAGAUUUAUGGUGGAGUUUAUUCACCAAUUAAACAAAAAGGUGUAUCAUCAUUAGAAAUAGAAAAUAUUUCUGUAUCAUAACAUUCAUAUUACUGUAAAUAUAAAUUGCUAAGAAUAACUGCGCGCGUGCACGCACGCACGCACACACACACACACACACACAUUAUUGAUUUGUAUGUUCUCACACACAUUCUUACUUCGUAUUACUAUUACUAAUUCUUUUAAGUAUGCUUAAUGUUAUAAUUUUAGAAAAAGGUUAUAGAAAUAUAUAGAAACAUCGAGUUUUGUUGUAGUUUAAAUUUUAUAUUUUAUACUUUACAAAAGUAUCUAAUGUAUUAAACGUUAGUAAUAGACAUGGUUAAAUUGAAAUAGAUAUUAAAUUUUUAUUUUAACUUACAAAAGUGAAUUAGCAAGCUAUUCUUGAAUGAGUAAAAAUGUAUGUAGUUGCUUGUGAUAACAAUGAUUUGAUUAGAAACAGUAUAAUAUUUAUGUGGUAGAAAAUAGUGAACAAGUUGAUGUGUUCAAGUUACCAAUCAUUUAAGUAGUUUUCUUCAAGACUGUUAUAUAGUUUAAGAUCAUGGUUCAAACUGUAAAAAAAUGUAUUUAUAAAUGUAAAUGUCGUUGUGGAAUUCAACUAAAUGUGUUUUAAAAUAUAUAAAUAUUCGUAAGUACAUACAUAUUAAGGUAUACCAAUAUGCAGUUUAUUUACUUACCUCUUGAAUGCAUCAACUACUUCUUGUGCUUUAGAUGGAUGGCAAACAAUUGUUGUUUUACAUUCUUUUGGAUCAAACAAUGGUGUCAAAUAUUUAGAUGCUAUGCGACCCAUAUCCUCAAUUGUUACUGCAGAUAUGCGUUGCACCAUUUGUUGCGUAUAAUUAUGAGGAACAUUUUUAAAAUAAGACACUAACGAAUGCUGUACCAGGUCACCUACACUCUGCACUCUUUUAAUAAUUUCAAAUAUUAAAGAAGAUUUUGCUGAUUCAAAAAGUAAUUUUUCCCAUUUAUUUUCAGAAAUAUGUAUAUUCUGUAAUAAAAAAGAUCGAAGGGUUAAUAUUUAAAUAAAAGCUAUAAGUUCAAUUCUUUAAGUAUAGAAAUAUAUACUUACUACAAUCGAUUUAGCUUCUUUAUAAGCUGCCACAAUAUUUGUUGAUCUAUAAAAUGACAAAUACAACAAACCUUCAUUUGCAUUAGCAUAGAUAUUGUAUCCAUAUGAAAGUCCUUGACCCCUUAUAAGUUUCCACAUGGGACCCUAUGGAAAAUGUGAUUUUAUUCUCAAAUAAUUAUAUAACCUGUAUAACACUGUAACUAUAGUGUUACAUACCUCAAACUGAGUUAAGUAUUGUAAACAGACAUUUAAUGGCGCUAAAUCUGGAUGUUUGUAACUAUUUAUACAUUGACAGCUUUGAGAUAAAAAUGAAGAUUCUAUACAACCUAAUCCUGUAACACAUCCCUUAAUUGGGAUUUCUUGUAGGGGAUUUAUGAACGUCGAAUCUGAUAUAAUUUCGAGCCUAUGCGAUUAAGUUAUACAAUUAGAAUAUGUGUAUUAACGUAAUUAAGAACUGUAAAAAUUUCAGAAAUUAUAUUUACUUUGUUUUA